This is a messenger RNA of Rhododendron vialii, 3842 nucleotides long. Its product is annotated as auxin response factor 8-like. The transcript has 14 exons. Gene Ontology annotation, biological process: regulation of DNA-templated transcription; response to hormone. The record is from RefSeq and is a predicted model, not a curated record. Lineage: Eukaryota; Viridiplantae; Streptophyta; Magnoliopsida; Ericales; Ericaceae. Bases 1048 to 3531 code for a protein of 827 amino acids. Gene Ontology annotation, molecular function: DNA binding; protein binding. Gene Ontology annotation, cellular component: nucleus.
CAGAGCGAAAAGCAAAGCUACCCAUUCCCCUCUCUCUAUCUCCUCUCCUCCCCUGUCCUCUCUCUCCCUCUCUCUCUCUCUCUCACCAGGUCCAGCUUUGUCGGGACAAUUAUAAAGACCGCUCCACACUCUGACUAGACUCUCUCUAUCUUCGGCGAAAGCUCCACUGAUAGUGAGGCGUAGCAGUAGUUGCUUUGCGUCAAGCUCAUUCAAUGGCGGCCUCGGGACACGUGCGAAACUCCGAGCUCGGUUGAUGUGAGUAGUAGUAGUAGUAGUUCCUUUCGUCUUUUAGCUGUAUUGAAUGAAUUUGUGCUCUCUGUCCGCGUGGAAGUUGAAACUUAUUGUAGUCUUUGAAAUGGCUUGGGAGUUGUGAAUUAGGGCUUGGUAACUUCUUGAGUGUGGGGUGAAUUUCUUUUGGAGUUUAGAGAGAUAAAGGGGAGAACUGGUGGGGUUUGGGACGGAAAAAAAUUUCUUUUAGGGUUUUGAAUUUGUAUCCGUGAGGAAGUUGACGCUUGUUUUUGAGUCUCAAAUGGGUUGGGAUUUGUGAACUAGGGCUUGGUUUUGGUGAAGAUUGAAAUUUUGAGUGUGGGUUUGGAUUUGUGAAUUAGGGCUUGGUUUUGGUAAAGAGUGUGUGUUUGAAAGUGUGAGUUGGAUUUGUGGGGUUGGAGAGGGAAAGGGAAGAAAUGGUGGGGUAGGAUUUUUAAUUUGUAUUCUUUUGUCUAUGAGGAGGUUGAAGCUUGUUUUUGAGUCUCAAAUGGGUUGGGAUUUGUGAAUUAGGGCUUGGUUUGGUGAAUAUUGAAAUUUUGAGUGUUUGGAUUUGUGGGGUUAGAGAGAGAGAGAGAAAGGGAAGAAAGAAAUGGUGGGUUGUGGUCCUUGUGGAGCCUUAAUUGAGCAGGGUAGUGUGUGGAAGACAAGAGAGGUGGAAUUGAACAGCUGCUUGGGGCUCAAGAUUAUGACAACUACGGGAGAGGGUUUUCUAAGCUGAGGGUUUAUGCAGUUUAAACUAUUUGAUAAUUCUACUGAAAACAUAUACUAGGAUUGUAGGAUAUGAAGCUUUCAACAUCAGGACAUGGUCAACAGGCUCAUGAAGGGGAGAAGAAGUGCUUGAAUUCGGAGCUAUGGCAUGCUUGCGCGGGCCCUCUCGUGUCGCUACCAACUCUUGGGAGUCGUGUGGUUUACUUCCCUCAGGGUCAUAGUGAGCAGGUUGCGGCUACGACUAACAGAGAAGUUGAUGCCCACAUUCCGAAUUACCCAAGCUUGCCACCCCAGUUGAUUUGCCAACUUCACAAUGUUACAAUGCAUGCAGAUGUUGAAACAGAUGAAGUAUAUGCUCAAAUGACCUUGCAGCCCUUGACUCCGCAAGAGCAAAAGGAUACCUAUGUUCCCGUUGAGUUGGGGAUGCCAAGCAAGCAGCCAACCAAUUAUUUCUGCAAGACAUUAACAGCGAGUGACACAAGUACUCAUGGGGGGUUCUCUGUUCCUCGUCGUGCUGCAGAGAAAGUUUUCCCUCCUCUAGAUUUCUCUCAGCAGCCGCCUUGUCAGGAGCUUAUUGCCAGGGAUCUUCAUGAUGUUGAGUGGAAGUUUAGGCAUAUUUUCCGAGGACAGCCCAAACGGCAUCUUCUUACUACAGGGUGGAGUGUGUUUGUCAGUGCCAAGAGACUUGUAGCGGGAGAUUCUGUUCUUUUUAUCUGGAAUGAAAAAAACCAGCUUCUUCUGGGAAUACGCCGUGCGAUUCGACCACAGACUGUGAUGCCUUCUUCUGUAUUGUCAAGCGACAGCAUGCACAUUGGACUACUUGCAGCUGCAGCUCAUGCCGCUGCUACUAAUAGCUGUUUCACAAUAUUUUAUAAUCCAAGGGCUAGUCCUUCCGAAUUUGUCAUAGCGCUUUCAAAGUAUGUUAAGGCGGUAUAUCAUACACGUGUUUCUGUUGGGAUGCGUUUCCGGAUGCUUUUUGAAACUGAAGAAUCAAGUGUUCGCAGAUACAUGGGUACUAUAACUGGCAUUGGUGACCUUGAUCCUGUUCGUUGGUCAAAUUCUCAUUGGCGAUCUGUCAAGGUGGGUUGGGAUGAGUCAACUGCGGGUGAAAGGCAGCCACGGGUGUCUUUAUGGGAAAUUGAGCCUUUGACAACUUUUCCGAUGUACCCCUCACUCUUUCCGCUAAGGCUAAAGCGCCCUUGGUACCCUGGAGCCUCAUCUUUUCAAGAUGGUAGAGAAGGAGCAGUUAAUGGCAUGACAUGGUUAAGAGGAGAAACUGGAGAGCAAGGGAUUCACUCUCUUAAUUUUCAGAAUGUUGGUAUGCUGCCCUGGACGCAGCAGAGAUGGGACACAUCCUUAGUCAGAAACGAUUUUAAUCCGCAGUAUGAAGCCAUGUUGGCAGCUGGUUUGCAUAGUACAGGAGGCGGGGAUUCUAUUAAACAGCAAUUUCUGCAGUUACAGCAACCUUUCCAGUAUCUUCAGCAACCAGGCGGACAAAAUCCUCUUGUUAUUCAGCCAUCUAUCUCCUCAAAUAUUCUGCAAACACAGACCCAAAUGCUACAGCAAGCCAACAACCAACCAGAAGAACAGCCACAGCAACAGACUUAUCAGGAUUCAUUUCUAAUUCAAAGUGACCAGCUCCAAAACAGGCAGCAGCCUAAUGUUCCAUCUCCUUCAUUUUCAAAAACAGAUUUCGCAGAUUCGAAUGCUAAGUUUUCAACAUCGGUUGGUCCUUGUGUACAAAAUAUGUUGGGUUCGUUCUGCACUGAUGGAAGUGGCAACAAUCUUCACGAUUUAACCCGAACUGGUCAAACCAUGGUUAGUAACCUGACCGAACAACAAUGGGCAUCAAAGUUUACAAAUUCACAGGGUAAUCCAUCUACCAACAACCCUGUGUCACUUCCACCGUAUCCUGGUAAAGAUGCUAAUGUCGAGCAGGAAAAUUGUAGCUUGGAAAGCCAUAAUCAUUCUGCGUUUGGUGCUAAUAAUGGCUCUGGACUCCUACUCCCCACCACACUUUCUGGUAUCAGUGAUUCUGCAGUAAGUGCUAAUGUGUCCUCAAUGGCAUUAGGUGCUUCUGGGUUUCGGAGUUCUCUAUAUGGUUGCAUGCAAGACUCUUCCGAGUUGUUGCAUAGUGCAGAAGCACAAGUUGACCUGCCAACCCCCACCCGUACAUUUGUCAAGGUUUACAAAUCGGGGUCGGUUGGCCGGGUCCUAGACAUCACUCGGUUCAACAGCUACCAUGAGUUGCGUGAGGAGCUGGGUCAGAUGUUUGGGAUUGAGGGAUUGCUUGAAGACCCUCAGAGAUCAGGCUGGCAGCUUGUAAUUGUUGACAGGGAGAAUGAUGUGCUUCUCCUUGGAGACGACCCCUGGGAGGAGUUUGUCAAUAACGUCUGGUACAUCAAGAUACUUUCACCUGAGGAUGUGCUGAAACUGGGGAAACAAGAAAUUGAAUCCUUCAGCCGCAAUAAUGGUUUAAGGAUGAAUCAUGCAAGUGGGAAUGGCGGCCAGGACUUUGUUUCUGGACUACCCUCUGUUGGCUCACUCGGAUACUGAGAAUGAUUCGCAGUGCAUUUUAUCUUCCUGAGUCGGUCUACUUCAAGGGCCUUUUGGCUUCUAAAUUUCUGUAUUAUGUUCUGAAUUUGUGUCUUUCGUGUGUCCAACUGCUACUUAUUUUCCAUGCCGUUGAUGCUUUAUGCAAUCAUGUAGUGAUUAUUUAGUUCUUCUGAUGAAGUUACUGCCUUUCGAGGAUAAAAUAUAUGUAAUAUGAGAUAUGGAUUUAAGGUUAGAUGAUGAACAUGUCUAGGUGAUCCAGACUUUUAACCCUUGAAACUAAGCUAUUGGAUGGUACAGUGGAUUUAAUGUAA